Messenger RNA from Exophiala oligosperma, 939 nucleotides. Its product is annotated as phosphatidylserine decarboxylase. The transcript has a single exon. Lineage: Eukaryota; Fungi; Ascomycota; Eurotiomycetes; Chaetothyriales; Herpotrichiellaceae. Bases 1 to 939 code for a protein of 312 amino acids. Gene Ontology annotation, molecular function: phosphatidylserine decarboxylase activity. The record is from RefSeq and is a predicted model, not a curated record. Gene Ontology annotation, biological process: phospholipid biosynthetic process.
AUGGGUGCUAUCGUCAGCUACGUUCAUGACCUCCUGGACAGCGCCCUCGCCACCGUCAAGCUAGUCCAAAAUCGUGAGGUCGGCUGGAAGACCAUCAAUCGUAAGACUGGCUGCUAUGUGCGCGAACAACAACCCAUCUACAGGAAAGUCAAGCUAUGGCUCUUGUUCAGUCGGCCCAUGGAAUGGUUCGACCGAACGUGGUUGCUGAGGUAUUGGAUGCACGAGAAGACCAUAAGAUCUGGCAAGAAAGAAGGUACUCCGGCCUCUGCCAAGCAGAUAGCGUCCUUCGUCGACUUCUAUCACAUCAACAUGGAACAUUUCACUCCCACAGACAUCCACGCGUACCGCACUUUUGAAGAUUUCUUCGUGCGGCGACACAACCCAGGCGCCCGUCCAAUCUUCCAACAGAAUGACCCCUCUCUCGCCGUCGUUGUCGCGGACAGUCGGCUUGUAGUCUACCCUUGCGUCUCCGAGACUAAACGGCUAUGGAUAAAAGGUCGAAACUUCACCAUCGGUAAUUUGAUCCAAGACGUUGCCGCCGCCAAAAUAUGGGACCACGGCGCGAUCGCGUCCUUCAGACUCAGUCCGCAAGACUAUCAUCGGUAUCACUCUCCAGUCGAGGGCACUGUGGAAUGGUACACGCAAAUUCCUGGAGCGUAUUACCAAGUCGACCCGCUCUGCUUGCGAUCCGACAUCGACGUCUUGACGGUAAACGGUCGCUGCGCAAUCUGCAUCAACAGCCCGUCGUUUGGACGUGUGCUCUUUGUCGCAAUCGGUGCCACAGACGUGGGAACCGUGGAAAUUAACCAAAAGUGUAGGGCUAAGGGCUCACACCUGGAGAAAGGCGAGGAACUAGGUUCGUUCCAAUUUGGAGGGAGUAGCAUAAUCGUCGCGUUCGAGAAGGGGAGGAUACGUUUGACGAAGAUUUACUCAGUGUGA